Messenger RNA from Cooperia oncophora, 369 nucleotides. The record is from the annotation of a GenBank genome assembly. Lineage: Eukaryota; Metazoa; Nematoda; Chromadorea; Rhabditida; Trichostrongylidae.
AUGCGACUUCGAGGCGUGGCGUCACCAGGGCGAACAUCGAACGAGAGGUGUCCGUACUGCGGACCGUGGGCGGUCACAGCAAUGUUAUCGAACUGCACGAGGUCUACGAAACCCCAAGUGACGUCAUUUCUAGUACUUGAACUGGUGUCCGGCGGUGAGCUGUUCGAUCAUGUCUGCGCUAGGGAAUGUCUGGACGAGGUCGAAGCGGCAGCUUUCGUCCGUCAGAUUCUUCUCGGCAUCAAGCACCUUCACAGCCUUCACAUCGUCCAUCUCGAUAUCAAGGUAUUAUUUUAUUUCGCAAGCUUCUGUUCUGUUGAUUGCGAAAAUUCCAGUGCAGUAGCAAAUAGCGCUGAGAAUGAAUUUCAUUGA